AUGUCAGAACCGGAUGGAAUUUCACCUUCGGCUUCCUCCCCUACCAAUCAACGUUGGCGAGACCACAGGCGGCUGUUCUCCAAGCACUUCCAUCCUGAUGUCCUCCACCGCUAUUGGCCGGCUCAGCGCGCAAGUACUCUACAACUUCUCCAAAGACUCCUUGGCAACCCGGAGAAUAUGAGUAGACAUGUCCGCUACAUGCGUGGUGCUACGAUCAAUGGAAUCACGUAUGGGCUACAAGUGGCCGAAAGUAACGACAGGUAUAUUGGCGCUUUCGAAUCAGGAAACAAGAGUCUGGAGCUGCUCAUAGCGGUUACAUUUGUACUGGACUUCUUGCCAGCACUAGGAAGACUCCCGGCAUGGCAUCCCGGUGCAGGCUUCCUUCGAUACCUAGAGCAUGCUCUCCAAGGAACGUGGCAUCUUCGCAACGUACCGUGGUCUGCGGCUCGGGAAGCAGUCAGCGCAGGAAGAGGGCGCGGGUGUAUAGCUCAAGCAAUAAUAGAGCAAUCUAACCGUCCCGGCCAUAGCACAGCAAUGCAUGAGGAGGAGCAGAUGGCACGAGAUGUCGCAGGGGCAGUCUACAUCGGCGCAAUGGAUACGUCGUACAGCGCGAUCUGCAACUUCUUCGUGGCGAUGUCACUUUUCCCCGAUGUGCAGAGACACUCUCAGGCUGAACUGGAUGCCGUCGUCGUGUCUGGCCGUCUUCCCGAACUUACUGACCGCGACGCCCUUCCGUACACGAAUACUAUAGUGAAAGAGAUCUUGCGAUGGAAUACCAUCGGCCCUCUUGGUAUCGCUCAUUCCAGCACUUCGGACGACGAGUACCGUGGAUACUUCAUACCCGCGAAGAGUACGGUUAUGGUAAACAUAUGGUCUAUACUGCACGACCCGAACGUGUUCCCGGAGCCGGAGAAGUUCAAUCCGGAACGCUUCUUAAAGGAUGGACAGCUCGACACUAGCGCGAUCCGAGACCCGGCUGAUCUCGUGUUUGGCUUCGGUCGUCGGUUCGUGUUUGAUCCUCACAUUUUGCUGAUACCACUCUUCAUGAUCAUCGCCUCGGUGUUGCGUGCAUUCACCAUCAGACCUCCCCUCGACAAGAAUGGUCAGUCAAUCCGCAUUCAACCGCGGGCCACAUCCACGCUUGUUUCGUGA
Messenger RNA from Dichomitus squalens LYAD-421 SS1, 1152 nucleotides. RefSeq names its product cytochrome P450. Lineage: Eukaryota; Fungi; Basidiomycota; Agaricomycetes; Polyporales; Polyporaceae. The transcript has 7 exons. Bases 1 to 1152 code for a protein of 383 amino acids. Gene Ontology annotation, molecular function: iron ion binding; oxidoreductase activity, acting on paired donors, with incorporation or reduction of molecular oxygen; heme binding. The record is from RefSeq and is a predicted model, not a curated record.